Molecule: messenger RNA, 915 nt
Organism: Pestalotiopsis fici W106-1
Lineage: Eukaryota; Fungi; Ascomycota; Sordariomycetes; Amphisphaeriales; Sporocadaceae
Exons: 2
Coding region: 1-915 (304 amino acids)
Source: RefSeq, a predicted model, not a curated record
AUGGAGGAUAACAAGCCAAACGACCAUAAUGUUGCUAAUUUGGCGCCCGGCCGGCAACAGGUCGAUGAACUCAAUUGUCCGUCACACAGUCGUAAGAGAUGGACCAUUGACAGGACCUCGUCUAGCUGGCACGACUGGCUGCCUUUACACGAUCGACCACAUCUACGUUGGGCUCUAGCCAUCAUUCUGGCCAUUGCCAUCAUCGCCAUCAUGAUCGUAGGCAUCGUGUACACGAUCGAGUACUACGCCAUGUACUACGCCACGGGCCAUGGCGGCUGGCUAUACCGCGCGGCAGCCGACAGAAAUAACAAUAGCACCACCGACUCGUCGCAGGCUAUACCGGGAACCAUGACUGUGGAGGAGAGCUAUCCAGACGUGGUCUGGCAUACGAUGGACAAGGAGGAGGAGGAGGAUGCUUAUUGGAUUACCGAUCAGAGGUACCGGCCCAUGAUCCUACAGAUGGCGCCCUGUAUUCAAAAGUACAGUUGCGCUCAAUACGACAAACCUAGCGUCUGCUGCAAUGCUGGGCUCUUUUGCCACCAAACCGAUACCGACCUAAGCAACUCCGGUGUUUACUGCUGCAACAACUCGACGUGUCCGUCAGAAGGCCACCUCACAAGCUCCGCCAUAUGUCCGCAGGGGCUCAUGCAAUGCGGUGAGGCGGAGGGUGGUGGGUGUUGUCCUGGAGGUAGCCAGUGCGCCGAGGAGGGAUGUCUGUUAUUUGACCAACACAAGCCACCAGCUACUCCAUCGACACCAGCAUCGAGCAAUACAGUCCAGGAACCACACGUCAUGGCAACCGUGUACAAGAUUGGAGAGGUUCCGAGUCAAGCGGUGCAGAGAAGACUGGGAUACACUAGCCAUCCUGUUCUGGAGGGGUUGGUGCUUGUCGGUUUGGUCUUCUUUACUUUUUGA